Papilio polytes (common Mormon) is the source of this 1674-nucleotide messenger RNA. RefSeq names its product ubiquitin carboxyl-terminal hydrolase 35-like. The record is from RefSeq and is a predicted model, not a curated record. Gene Ontology annotation, cellular component: nucleus; cytosol. The transcript has 7 exons. Gene Ontology annotation, molecular function: cysteine-type endopeptidase activity; cysteine-type deubiquitinase activity. The coding region runs from base 1 to 1674 and encodes 557 amino acids. NCBI's taxonomy places the organism in Eukaryota, Metazoa, Arthropoda, Insecta, Lepidoptera, Papilionidae. Gene Ontology annotation, biological process: protein deubiquitination.
AUGGAGGAAGUAAAAAAAGAUGCAAACGUGGAUGUAUGGAUGGCAAACGUCCCCGCGAGCCACGAAUUUAGAGUCAUGACCCAGGAUAAUAGCCGAAAACCUAAACUCGCUGAAAAAUCUCUUCUCCGCCAUUCUUCAACCGAAAAUCCAGAAAAAUAUGUUAAAUACGUAAACACAAACAAACCCUCUACUUCCGAGGAAGUUCCAUUGAAACGUGUACCACUGGCAUUAUUUUGUUCAGUCCAAAAACUGUUUCCUACCGUGCAAUUAAAUACACUGGAUGAAGGGAAAUAUCCAAAAACCACAUAUCGUUUCACGCCGAUUGUGAAGGACGAAGAUAAUGAUAACAUAGAUAAUUCUCUGAGUCAAAUUUCUUUAGGAAAUACGUCAACCAGUGAUGUCUCUCCAAAACAGAAUGUUACAUCGGCUGGUACGGUAGGUUCUUAUACCUCAUAUCAAGGCAGGACCGCAUAUCCAGCUAGGAAUACUGGGAACAUUAAUAUAGAAAAUACAUUUUUUAUACCAAUUGGCCAGUAUCAUAGAAUCGGUAACGACAAUCGCAGGAUUGGCCUCAAAAACACUGGAUCCUCGUGCUAUAUAAAUUGCGUGAUGCAAGUUUUGCUUGCCACUCACAAGUUCAGCACGUUUACCGUCACGAAAAUGUUCUUAUAUCCUUAUUGGGCCGAACUCGCAGAGCUGUUCGGAUCUAUGAUGUUCACUGUGCAUCCCGUUAUAAACCCUAAAAAAUAUUACACAGGACUAAGUUCUCUGUACUUCAACAUUUUUCAAGAACACGAUGUAUCCGAAUUCUUUUUAUAUCUAAUUGAGUUGCUGAGAAGUUUCGAACCUAACUGGGAUAGAGACUGGUCUGAUGAGGCCCGAUCUUCUACAUCGUCUGAAGUACGGGAUCGCGCCGUGGCUGGAUGUUCUUAUCAGGCACCCGAAGCUAAAACUAAACAAAGACCAAAAAUUAUUGGUUUCGACGAGUCUAGAAAGUUCUUUGUGAAUAAUAUGUUCGGUGGUGUUGUCGCUACUUCAGUGAGAUGCGAUGUGUGCAGUAACAUUUCAAACAGAUAUGAAUUGGUAUAUAUGUUGCAUCUGUCGAUUCCCGAUAUGAUGUGUGACGAAGUACUUACGACCCAGAUGCUUUUGGAUAAUCAUUUCACCUCUGAAACCCUGUCAGGGGCGAACAGCUAUAUGUGCAAUACAUGUCGAUGCCAACAGAACGCUCAAAAGUCCACGAUUGUCGUUUACACACCAAAACAUUUAAUACUAACACUGAAAAAUUUCAGUUAUGACCCGAAAUUGCGCGCAUCAAGUAAGAAAAAUUCAAAGAUUCGUUGCGAAGAAACUAUAACAUUGCAUUCUAGUACGAAGCAGAAGGACCGCAAUAUUUAUGUGCUGUACGCUGUGAUAGUUCACCAUGGACAAUCUCUCAGGACUGGACACUACACCGCGUUAACAAAGUACCGCAAUCAGUGGUAUAUGAUUAAUGAUUCUGAAAUCAACACUAUAAACUUUAAUGACAUGAAUCGUCUUAAAAACAACGAAACACCAUACAUGCUAUUCUACAGAAGAGCAGACAUUAAAGAAGGGUCGUUCCCUGAAUAUGACAAAAUACCAUGGUUCUCGCGAUACGCAGAAAACCAGCCCGAUGGUUCGAGUAAUAAAUAA